Messenger RNA from Haemorhous mexicanus (house finch), 924 nucleotides. RefSeq names its product homeobox D13 (gene HOXD13). Bases 1 to 924 code for a protein of 307 amino acids. The record is from RefSeq and is a predicted model, not a curated record. NCBI's taxonomy places the organism in Eukaryota, Metazoa, Chordata, Aves, Passeriformes, Fringillidae. Gene Ontology annotation, biological process: regulation of transcription by RNA polymerase II. Gene Ontology annotation, molecular function: RNA polymerase II cis-regulatory region sequence-specific DNA binding; DNA-binding transcription factor activity, RNA polymerase II-specific. The transcript is spliced from 2 exons.
AUGGACGGACUGCGCGGCGACAGCAGCGGCGGCGGCGGCGGCGGCAGCGGCGGCGGCGGAGCCCCCGGGCAGUGCCGUAAUUUUCUCUCCUCGCCCGUUUUCGGGGCUGCGCACACGGGCCGAGCGGCCGCCGCCGCCGCUGCCGCCGCCGCCGCCUCGGGUUUUGCCUACGCCGGCGGAGGGGAGCGCCCGGGGGCGGCGGCGAGGCCCGACCCCCCGACCAAGGACUGCCCGGGCUCCACCACGCCGGCCGCCGCCCCCGCGCUGGGCUAUGGGUAUCACUUUGGCAAUGGAUACUAUAGCUGCAGGAUGUCCCACGGGGUCGGGAUACAGCAAAACGCCCUGAAGUCUCCCCCCCACGCCUCCAUUGGCGGCUUUCCCGUGGAAAAGUACAUGGACGUCUCCAGCUUGACCAGCACGAGUGUCCCCGCCAAUGAAGUCUCCUCCAGGGCAAAGGAAGUGUCCUUCUACCAGGGCUAUACAACCCCCUACCAGCACGUUCCUGGGUACAUAGACAUGGUCUCAACGUUUGGCUCUGGGGAACCGAGACACGAAACAUACAUAUCAAUGGAGGGCUAUCAGUCUUGGACUCUGGCUAAUGGCUGGAAUAGUCAGGUUUACUGUGCCAAAGAUCAGACACAGAGCUCGCACUUCUGGAAAUCGUCCUUUCCAGGGGACGUUGCACUAAACCAGCCCGAUAUGUGUGUCUACCGGCGCGGGAGGAAGAAGCGAGUGCCGUACACAAAGCUGCAGCUUAAAGAACUCGAGAAUGAAUAUGCCAUUAACAAGUUCAUUAACAAGGACAAGAGGCGAAGGAUAUCCGCAGCCACAAACCUGUCUGAGAGACAAGUUACCAUUUGGUUUCAGAACAGGAGGGUGAAGGAUAAGAAAAUAGUCUCCAAACUGAAAGACAACGUAUCCUGA